Molecule: messenger RNA, 1771 nt
Organism: Daphnia pulex (common water flea)
Lineage: Eukaryota; Metazoa; Arthropoda; Branchiopoda; Diplostraca; Daphniidae
Product: fatty-acid amide hydrolase 2-like
Exons: 11
Coding region: 96-1718 (540 amino acids)
Source: RefSeq, a predicted model, not a curated record
GGAUCCUCAUUUCAUGCCACCCGUGUACCGCAGUUUAAAGAAAGAAGCUGCAAAUAAGUUGCCUCGAGAACUCUAAUAGCUAGCCAAACAUUUCAAUGGCGAACUUGCAAGUUUGGUGCCAGGAAGAAAGCGUUCAAAAUAAAACUUGGCUUGUUAGGCUUCUUCUCACCGUGUUUUUCGGAAUCGUCCAAAUAAUUUCCGAUGCAAUAUAUUGGUUCAUUUACCGAAACAAAGAGAAAACCCAACUACCUGCCAUAGAAGACCCGAUCUUGUUAGAGAGUGCAACGAGCUUAGCCAAGAAAAUCAGGACACAGAAGAUAACCAGUGAAGAAGUCGUCAGCGUUUUUAUCAAUAGAAUCAAAGCCGUGAACCCAAUCAUCAACUGCGUUGUUGAUAAUCGGUUUCAGCUGGCAUUGGAGGAGGCUCAAAAGGCGGACAAAUUAAUUCAAUCCGGAGAAAAGGAUGAAGAAACCUUAGAAUUGGAGACUCCAUUCUUUGGAGUCCCUUUCACCAUUAAAGAUUGCUUUUCUGUAGCCGGAUUGCAUUAUACUUCCGGCCUAGUGAAACGAAAAGACUUGAUUGGCCAGUUUGAUUCGGAUGUUGUCGCUCUCAUGAAGAACGCUGGAGCUAUCAUGUUGGCAAUCACGAACGUACCCGAACUUUGCAUGUGGUGGGAAUCUCUCAAUAACGUUUAUGGUCGAUCACGCAAUCCCUACGAUACCAACAGAACAGUGGGAGGCUCAUCUGGCGGAGAGGCCGGUCUUCUUGCAUCUGCUGGUUCUCCCUUCGGAAUCGGUUCCGAUAUUGGUGGAUCGAUCCGUUUACCAGCAUUUUUCAACGGAAUCUUCGGCCACAAACCAACUUCAGGAAUUGUAAGUAAUCACGAACAACAACCAGUGGCGGGAAAAGUUCUUCAGACUUACUUGGUAACCGGUCCGAUGAGUCGAUUCUGUUCAGAUUUGCUUCCAAUGUACCGCAUCCUAGCGGCUGACAAUACAAAGAAAUUGAAACUGAAUGAGAAGGUUUCCUUGUCCAAAAUACGCUAUUUCUACGUGGAACAUUUUGGUAAAAAUCCGAUUUUGAGCCGCGUACAUCCGGAUUUAAAAGAGGCUCAGAGAAAAGUAGUGCGACAUAUCGAGAAAACUUACAAUGUCCCUGUUCAAAAGAUGAAAUUCCCAAAAUUGUACCAUGCGAUGGAAAUGUGGUCCGUCAAAAUGACCGCUGCUGGUAAUCCACCAUUCGUUGCAGAAUUGGCUAUGGGAAAGGGACAAAUUUCUCUGAUUGCCGAGUUUCUCAAGUAUUGUGUUGGCCAAUGUGAGCACACAUUAUUUGCACUUGCUAUGGGAUUACUGGAGAAACUGUGUCCUCCUUCAACGCAUCCUUUGUCUGUGAAGAUGAUUGAAAUGUGCGAUGAGUUACAAAAAGAGCUACAGGAACUUUUGGGAGAUGAUGGCGUUCUACUAGUUCCACCCCAUCCUACUGCUUCCUUUUAUCACAAUCAAUCGUUAACAAGGCCUUUCGACUUUGCCUAUGUGGCGAUUUUCAACAUUCUCGGCUUUCCCAUCACUCAGGUGCCACUUGGUCUUGGAUCAUGGGGCGUUCCAUUAGGAGUCCAAGUGAUUGGUAAUUUGCGCAACGAUCACCUGACUCUGGCCGUUGCAGCUGAGCUGGAAAGGGCGUUUGGUGGAUGGGUAUCUCCUUCGCCAAUCUCCUGUUAGUUCGCGAAACAUCUAAAUUUGUCUUGAAUUAUUUGCAAUAAACCAUUCCUAAU